Messenger RNA from Cuculus canorus (common cuckoo), 8748 nucleotides. It is a transcript of the gene ATAD5, whose product is annotated as ATPase family AAA domain containing 5. The transcript is spliced from 23 exons. Gene Ontology annotation, cellular component: nucleus. The record is from RefSeq and is a predicted model, not a curated record. Lineage: Eukaryota; Metazoa; Chordata; Aves; Cuculiformes; Cuculidae. Gene Ontology annotation, molecular function: DNA clamp unloader activity; ATP hydrolysis activity; DNA binding. The coding region runs from base 106 to 5574 and encodes 1822 amino acids.
GCCUCGCUCCGCGCGCGCUUUUCGCCCGCGCGGCUCCUGUCAGGCGGCGCCGCGCCAUGGCCGCCGCGCGCCGCUGAGGGCCCCGCGCCCGCCCGCCCGCGGGGCAUGGUGGGCAGGGUUGCUGUGGCCGCCCUGGCCGCUUCCCUACCCGACAAGGACGGCGACGCGCAGGCAUGCAAGAAACGGCGAGAAGAAGAUGCUUCUGCCAAAACAAUUACAACAUAUUUUUCACCGUUAGCAAAACCAGCGGAUAAAGUGUUGUCACCACCAAAGCCCAACAAUAUAUUGGAUUAUUUUAAAAAGACAACUGAGAAAGCUACGUUAUCAGUUGUAGCAGAAGAAAAUAAAACACCAUUGGAUGCUGAUGACAUAGACUUUGGGACACCUUUUAAACCAUCUUUAAAGCGGAAGAGGAAAGGGAAGAGGGUCAAUUUAAAUAAUAAGCAAAGGGAGAUGAAAGAAUCUGAGAAUGAACGUGAAAUAGUAAUUAGUGAUGACAGCAGAGAAAUAACAGGACUGAAACAAGACAGUAAUGAUUUUAUAGCUACUUGUACUUUAGUUGACCAAAAAUGUCCCAGAGAAUUAGCAGAAGACUGUGUGCAAAGAGAGAACUCCUCAGAUGCUGUCAUCUGCAGAAAAAAUGUGAAAAAAGUUGGUUCUGAAAUAAAUGGAACAAAAAAUAGGAUAAGAAAAUCAAGGAAAAGGAAGCACAAAGUAAAUAUGGAUUUGUCUGAAAGUUUUUCAUCUGAGAUCCAGUUGAAUGAAAAGUGUAAAAAGGAAACGGAAGAUAAGAAAACAAUGGUGUCUUCUACAAUAGCAGAGUGUGAUGUUACUAUUGGUGAUUCCAGUGUUGAAUUUCUUACAGAUGAUAAGACAUCACAGGUAAAUAACAGCAUAAUAACGGUGUCAUUUGAGGACUUCUUGAAGAGUCAGGGAGAAAAUAACGAAGGUCAUGGUGAGGAAGACACAAAGCCAACAAUAGACAAUUCUGCUCCAGCAAAUGAAAUGGACAAAAGUGAUAGUAUUUGUGACCCAGAAAAGUGUGAGGAGUCUCAACAGCUGCCACUCAGAACAGUAACUGUCCUCGCACAAGUUCAUUCCAUUCCCCCAAAACUACCUCCUUUAUGUAAAGAGCAAAAAGGCUCUAGGAAAAUAGCUUCCAUUUUCUUGAAGCAGAAGGGCUGUGUAGGGGAGAAAGAAAGUAGCCCCCCCUUCUCGGACAGCGAACAAACUGAACAGGUUACUCAGAAGAGAAAAUCUAAUGUAGUUAUUGAGGAAGAAGAAUUGGAGUUAGCUGUACUAGAGACUGCAGGGUCGGACUCCUUGAAGCCCAGAUGUACCCUGGAAGAAAGACAUCAGUUUAUGAAGGCGUUUAGACAACCAACGUCAGAUUUAACAAAAAGUGGAGUUAAAAAGGCACCUGGAAAACAAAAGCAAGCCAUUGGAAAGUCUUCCAAAGAAAAAGAAGGACCUGAAGAUGACACUCUUUCAAAUAAAGGAUUAGAAAGUGGGGUGCCAGGAGAUUGUGUGGAUAAAUAUACACAUUCUAGUCCUGAACGCAACAGGACUAAAACCAAAAGACCUAAAAAGAUUCAGAGAAAAGAAAACAGAAGGAGGGCUUCAGAAACUAAGAAAAGGAAUGUCUCCAAUAGCAGCAACUAUAAUGGUGAUGAUUUAGGAGCUAGCGUUCUUACUCAGGAAAGCACCUUAGACGUGAGAAUUUCAUCGAAUCCACAAGGAAAUGAGUUAAGGAGGAGUUUAAGGCAGAAGAAAAUAAAACCAUCCAAAAAUCUUACACCUAAAAAAACUAAGGUUAAAAAGACCUUUUCUGAAGAUGAAUUAAAUAGCUCUCCUUUUCACACCUCUACACCAAAAGUAAGCAAGCGAUCUUCAAAGAAGAGUAAUGAGUACAAAGCCGAGGUGAUUACAGUGCCUUUUGAUGGCAGCAGCCCAAUAAGAAUGAGGUUUACACGUAUCAAUACGACUGCCAAAUCAAAUAAUGCUGAAGCAAAGCAAAAUGAAGAGUUGAACUCCAAAAAUAUAAAGAUAAGCUCUACUUCUAAAAAUAUAUCCAAAGCAAAACAACUGAUUGAAAAAGCAAAGGCCAUACGGCAUAAUAGAUCAAAGGUCAAUGAAGAGUUAUCAGGUCCUGUGCGGCGCUCAUCUCGACAGCGUGCUCUUGAUGAGAAAAAAAAAAUAGAAGAAAAUGAAGAAUCGGUAAUAAUUUUACAUUCAAGCCUGAGUAAUGACAGUACUACAGUGCAGAAUGUGAAGCAAAAAAAUCUUCGGAGCUUAAAUGAUGUUUUGGGGAAAAAGCCUAGAAACCUGAAGACUGCAAAGAACUCACGCGGGAAACUGAGGUGUCCGCCUUCCUUCCCAGGCAGAAAUGCUCAGAACUCUGCAGGUGAACCAGUUGUGAUCUUUGAUGACAGCAGCCAAGAUGCAUCUGAAAAUUCUCAAGAUGAUGAACAGUUCAGAGCAAAACGUGAAUUCUUGAUGAGCGGAUUGCCAGAGUCGCUGAAAAGACAGAUUGCAAAGAAAGCAGCAGCAAUGGAAGCGUACUCUCUUGCCAGUUCAUGUUUUAAGACUGUCGUCCAUGUACAGCAGAAGGAUGAAGGUUACCCAAUGUGGGAACUGAAGUCGCCAUCGUGUCCUCUAUUAACUAAGCUAAGGAAAUUGAAUUCUGAAAUCACUGAUGUCACAAAAAUCACUCUCUCGCUUGGUGAAUUUUCCACUGUGAAUUCAAAACUAACUGGAAAUUCUUCUGCACCUGUGCUUUCUGGCCACCGACCGGUUCUUCCUGAUACAUUCAGGAAAGAUUUACUUGAUGAGAUCACGUCUUCUAAUUCUCAGUUUCCUGUGAGAAAAUACUUCUACAAGUUUCUGAAUAAGCAAACGGAACGGUUGGGUUCUGGAAACAGUAUACAAGAAAGCAGAGAUGACACUGCCAGUUCUGAGGUAGCUCAGAAACAUGCUGACCAUUCGAAGGAAACAAAGAGGAAAAGGAAAGAAACAGAAGACCACAGAUCAAAAAGAAGAAAACAAAUUGAAAGUGCAGAGACUGAAAUAAAAUCCAUAGAUUCCAGGAAAAUUAUUUCUCCAGCAUCUGGAGAAAACCAAGCAGAGGCGGAACAAGCAACACAUUUGGGAAACAAGAAGACCCAGAAACCAGGCAUUAUGACAGGAGACACUGAAUAUUUACCAGAGCCAAAUGCAUUUUCAGGUGUUGAAAAGGAAGACACACUCUGGACAGAAAAAUACCAGCCUCAAGAUUCCAGUGAACUUGUAGGGAACAAGAAAGAAAUAGAAAAGCUACACAGCUGGUUAAAAGAAUGGAAAAAAAGAGCUGAUUGGGAAGAAAAAAGAAAUCAGAAAGGGGAAAAGGAGGACAAAGAGCAUCAAGAUUCACUGGACAACUUUGACUUCAAAGAUAAUAAAUCUGAUAUUGAGGAGGAGACCGGCCUUUGCAACACAGUUCUGAUCACUGGCCCACCGGGAGUGGGGAAAACUGCCGCAGUAUAUGCUUGUGCACAGGAGCUUGGUUUUAAGAUCUUUGAAGUUAACGCCUCUUGCCAGCGUAGUGGUAGACAGAUACUCUCACAAUUAAAAGAAGCUACUCAGUCUCAUCAAGUGGACAAAAAAGGUGUUAACGCGCAUAAGCCUUGCUUUUUUAACAGCUGUAGCAGUGCCAAGUCACCAAAAAAAAUGUAUUCUCCAAAGAAAGUUAUUUCACCAAGGAAACCUCCGCUGUCACCGAAAAGAGCAGGAUUAAAACGAAGCUUGCCCCCUAAAACCCUUGCAAACUAUUUCAAGAUUUCUUCCAAACGUAAAGAUAAUGAUGGAACAGUGACAGCUCAGGAGAAAAACAAAGGGAAUAGUCAGAAUUCACAUGAAGAAAAGAAAGAUGCUCAAAUUAAGUCGAUAAACAAAGAAGUAGAAGGAGGAGAACACAACAGAAAAAGUGCAACAUCUCUCAUUCUUUUUGAAGAGGUAGAUAUAAUAUUUGAUGAGGAUGCAGGAUUUCUAAGUGCAAUAAAGACAUUCAUGGCGACUGCAAAGAGACCCAUAGUUCUUACCACCAAUGAUCCAACGUUCAGCUUGAUGUUUGAUGGCUAUUUUGAAGAAAUCAACUUUAAAACCCCUUCCUUGAUGAACGCUGCUAGCUAUCUUCAGGUGCUGUGUCUGGCCGAGAACCUACGAACAGAUGUAAAAGAUUUGGCUGCUCUGUUAACCACAAAUAACUGUGACAUCAGACAAUGUGUUCUCUACUUACAAUUUUGGGUUAGAAGUGGAGGUGGAUGCUUAAAAGACAAAUGUCUGGCACGUCAUGGAGGAGAUGAGACAAGUAAAGCAGAUCACGUGAUUAAUUCUGAAAAGCCUACUGAUGCCAAGACUGAUUUAUCUCCAGCUGAUGCGCAUCUUCAGGAGCUUCCAAAAUGUGAUACGGGCUGUGUAGAGACACUGCUUGGCCUUAAGAAUAUCCUGUUGCCUUCAGAAGACUUGUUUACAUUUCUUAAGCACAAAAUGACAACCAUGGAAAAAUGGAAUAAAUUGAUGCAGCUUCUCACAGAAUUCCAGAUGAAGAAAGUGGAUUUUAUAUAUAGUAAUCUUGAAGUUAUUCUUCCCUUACCGGUGCAAGUUCUUUCAAACCAAUCUGAAGCCUCUAACUCUACACUUGCGAGGACUGCCAUUGCUCCUUCGAAAAACAGAUCUACUCACAGCUCUGGAAAAAAGUCUAAAAAAACAAAGAACCAGAAAAGGCUUGAAAUAUUGGAUGAUAGUGACUUAUUUGAUAGUGGACUGAACUAUUCAUCUGAAUUCAUAACUUUGCCAUCAGACAGUCCUACGACACAUGCUGAAGUGAAUAAAGAGGCAUCAAAGUUGUUGAUGAAUAAAGAAGGAAAGGACAUAAAAACUAAAACCCCAGGAAAUGAGAAAAAGUCUGCUCUUGUUGUUCAGUGCCUAAAUUCACUCGCUGAAUUUGUGGAGGACAUGUCGUUCUUGGAUUGUUGCAUAAACACAGACACAAAGGAACCGCUGGAGUUUUCUAAGGAUGAAGGAUUUAAUUGGUUAAAUGGCAAAAUCAAGUAUGGUCUUUGUGAUGAAUUCAGUAUAGAAAGUACUGAUUGGUGGAGCUUCCAGAGCUGUAGUGAAAUAAAGGCAGCUAUUGAAGCACUCAGUUUCAACAAAUGUUCUGUUAGUAUUUCACAAAACUUGGAAUCCUCUGUGAGUACCAGUAAAACACCUGAAAGCAAUCGGCUGGAGGGACUGACUUUGCAUAUUUCAAACACAAGAAAUUAUGUAUCCUUCAGUCACUCCGCUGAUUCAAGCGUUCACGAAAAAGCAGAGAGGAGGCUGGCAGUCAUCCGAACUGCUUUUUCCAGAAGCCCUUUAAACCUGGGUAAUAAGCAAGCCAGCAUACUUGAAUACCUCCCCACUCUUCGCAGUAUCUGUAGGUCUGAGAAGCUUAAAGAGCAAGGGAAGACUAAAAGAAGGUUCUUGCAUUAUCUUGAAGGGAUUCAUCUUGAUAUACCCAAACAAAUGAUAAACGCUCUGUCUUUGGAGUUCCCUUGAAAUUGCCAACACCAGCAAUAGUUUGUGCCUAAUGGUGCUAUUCUCACCACAGUCUAAUUUUAAUUUUUUUACCACAUUAUUUUAUUGUAUAUUCAGAGCCAUUUGUAUAUUAAAUUUCUAUAAGUAUUUAAAAUAAUGUAUAUAUCUAUUGUCCUGCUAUUGUUCCCCACGACUGAACCGUGGGUUGGUUUGGUGCUUGUCCAAUAAGUGCAUUGAUAAUAUUAAAUGCACAAACUAAUCAACAGGGACUGCUAUUGGAUAUCAUGUAAUGAGCAACUGUCACAACUCCAACAGCAAAGUUGCCUUUUUUCUGAGAUAAUUUUAUUAAAACAAGCUUACUUCUCUCUGAAUUUGAGGUGAGGUGUUAGUUAACCCGGGGUGGGAGGGCACGGCACGGAGAGGAUGCGACAAGUCGUCUAAAAUGACUGAAAACAACCCUUCACAAUAACAAGUGGGCUACAAAGUCUUCACAAGCACUGUGCCUCGAUGUACAUAUAUUUCUAUGCAUCGGUUUGAUUUCAUUAUUCUCAGAUCUACAUGUUACUUGUCUAAAGAGGUAGAGCAGUGACUACUGUAGCUCAAGACUCGGAGAAUAGGCAAGAUUUUGUACAUAACAAUGACUCCAGUGGUGCUUUGGUUUCAGUAAUAUUUAACUACUUCUAGUCUUGUAUAUGGUGUUCUAUUUGUAUACUUCAUUUUGUGUUCGACAAGACUUCAGCCUGAUUAUUUGUGAUUGAAUCUGUUUUUAUACGACAAUAAAUUUGUGAAACUUUGCUACAAUUCUGAAUAUUUCUGUUGUUUGACAAGUAGGACUCCCUAGACUUAAUGUUUAAUGAUGUUUAAGGGGUUUUUAACUGGAAAUAUUUUAACUAUGUACUUUUCAGCAUUUAUAUUGCAGUUGGAAUGUUUCUCUUCCUCAAACUGAGUCGGAUUAGUGCCAUGCAGUAGUAUUUCAAUUACCUCAGUGUUUCUGCAAUAAUAUGGAAGGGCAUUUUCUAGUACAUUUUGUUCUCAUCUUAUAUUUUUCAUGUCAUAAAGAUGUUCAGGAAUGAGAAAUAUUUAUGAAAACAGUAAAUUAUUUUUAGUUUCCACCUUUUAGACAAUCUUUAUAGUAACCUGAAUUGUCAAGUAAGAAUGAAAUGAAGUGGUGGCUGUUAAAAUUGUAAUAGGUUGUAUUGUUAUGCUCUAGGCAGCUCCUGUACAGUUUUGUAAAAAGAAAUAAAUAAAAGUGUGUUUUUUAAAAAUUAAAUAACAAAGUAAAACCAUAUCUGUUCACUGCUUUAUAAAGGCAGUCUCGGUCUAACUCGAUUACAGUGGGGACCUACAUCAUUUGGAAAUGGGCACAAUAAAGUAUUACUACGGGUAAUUUAGAAGGCAUAAAGCAGAGAUCAGUGGGAGACAACUCGCCUCUUCUUGCUGUCACCUCUCUGGUUCUUCCCUUAAUUUUUUAUAGACUCGCGAGGCUGUGGUGGCCAAAAGGAGAGGCUGAACAGUAAGGUGGAACUCAAGUAUUUCCCAUCUUGAUGAGAUAGUUGCGUGCAGUUGCCACAUGAAAACAGCUCAGGCUUGUUUGAAUGAAAGAUAAUCUACUUGUGCUGGUUUAUUUGAACUCUGAUAAACCAGCGACUCUGCAUUUUUAUGCAUCAAGAAUGAGCAUCCUUUGUAUGCUAGAAGAAAGCAUGUCUCUAUGAGGGACAGGCUGGUCUUGGGGAAGAGAUCUGGGGCUGGUUUGGGUUAACUUGGCAUAAAAGGAGAAAGGGCUUCACAAGAUCCAUUCCAGUACUGCGCCAGUUUUUUGAUUCAAAAGAUUUUCCUGCAAUAGUGUGGACUGUGAUUACCAGAAAUCACCUUUCCCAAAACAUGAAGACCAGCUUCAAGUAUCUUGAGAAUGACUAAAGAUACCUGGAAAUGAAAGACAAAGCCUGCGAUCUCCCUACACAAAGAAUUCAGUGAAAUCAGAAGUGAAACAACCCCGGAGUUUCACAAUGACUCUACACCCUCUUUAAGCAGCAGUUAUUGCUGGGUAUACAGUAACUGAAAAACAGAAAACCAACAACCAGGUUGUUCUUGGGGAGAUCUCAGUCAAGUUUCAAGCCUUUCUUUUUACUGUCGUUCCAAUAUUGCUUUCUAGAAUGCAAAUGCAGGUGAUGUUACCGUACAGCCCCUUGAGUAAUACAGAAAAAGCAGUUAAGGCUGAGGUGUGCCCUUCCAGGCAGGCAGUGUGUGAACACUAAAUGCAGAGUAGAAGGAGGAGAGUGGAAGGAUCCUGUUACAAGCAAAGGCCAAGGUGUGUCUGGACAGCUGAGAGCUGGGAAGGAUGCAGACACGUCCCUUGCACGUUUAAAAAAAGACACAGAAGCUCAGCCAUCCGCAUAUGACACAGUGAGGAAAACCAUGGGGCUUCUGCCCCGUGCUGGGUUUUUCUGGGGGUAGGUUUGUAUUCAUUUUGCAGAUGUUAUACAAAUUCUCUUUUGUUAUUUUACAGAUUCGUAAACUAGCAAAGAGCUCCAGUCUAUGGCUUGCAACAAAAUUCUCUCUGGGGAAGAUUAAAUCCAUGCUUACAUUUCUGUAUACAGCAGUUUUGAAAGGGUAAGUGCUGAAAAGAGAGACUUUAUGUAGGUAGUUGAACAACUUUUCAGAUAUUUUGCUGCUGUUUAUUUCAUAACUUCACAAUAUUUAAAUAAAAAAAGCACAAUGGUAUGUAGUGCCUAAAAAGAUGGAGAAAAUGUGUCAGUAUUUUCACGUUUUGCAGAUGACAGACUACACUAGAGAUAAGUAAAUAUGGGGCUUUUACAAGAUUAUACAUAAACUUUACCUAAGAAUUACAUGUUAUUGUGCGCUAAAGUAGGGCAAGUGAACUAUGCAAAUGAAGUUUGACCUGAAACAGUGAAAUGAAAAACAUUUGAAUACCUCUUAAUCUGCAGUUGACCUUAAAAGCCUUUCCCUCAACUGACAUUUUUCUCUUUUGACUUUUUGUUUCCUUAGGUAAACCGAAUGUGAAGUCAGAUGUUUUGAUAUGGACUUUAUCUUGAAAGAGGGACAUUUUUGUUAGGAUGUGCGGAUCCUGAAAUUCCUGGUUGUUGAGUUAUGCGGACAGGACUUUCCCUCAGAGCCUGUUGGUGUCACAGCCACGCUGAGACCUGGCAGAGCUCUGCGGAGAGCGCAACUCACCUG